This is a messenger RNA of Penicillium concentricum, 216 nucleotides long. RefSeq lists its product as uncharacterized. Gene Ontology annotation, biological process: vacuole fusion, non-autophagic. Gene Ontology annotation, molecular function: endopeptidase inhibitor activity. Lineage: Eukaryota; Fungi; Ascomycota; Eurotiomycetes; Eurotiales; Aspergillaceae. Bases 1 to 216 code for a protein of 71 amino acids. The transcript has 4 exons. The record is from RefSeq and is a predicted model, not a curated record.
AUGCCUUCUUACGUUAUCACGUGCAAGCCAGACGCAACCGACGACCAGGUUCAGGCCGUCAAGGACCACGCCAAGGAGCAGGGUGGCUCUAUUGGACAUGAGUACUCGUUGAUCAAGGGCUUUGCUGUCACUUUCCCUGAGGAUUCGGUUCACAGCCUGGAUUCACACCCCCAUGUCGAGAAUGUCGAGGCCGAUAGUGAAGUGAAGACACAGUAA